Molecule: messenger RNA, 2347 nt
Organism: Orbicella faveolata
Lineage: Eukaryota; Metazoa; Cnidaria; Anthozoa; Scleractinia; Merulinidae
Source: RefSeq, a predicted model, not a curated record
AAAGAAUUAAUUUGAAUGUUAAACAUAUGUGGUCUUUUUACAACUUACUUAGUGGGGACGAAUUCUGGGACUUAGAUAGGCGCUGUUUUGCACUCUUGAAAGAAGCUAUCCGUCUGAAACCCGGUUAAUCUUCGCCGAGCAAAUGGGCCAGUUGGUGGUGAAAAUCAAGGAAUGGCGCGAAAAACUUGAGUUAUCGCACGACAAGGCAAAACAGGCGUCGUCCCAAAGCAGUCGUCCAGAGAAAAAGUCUUUAACAAGUGGAGACUCCAAGGAACAGAAUAGAGAUUAUGGAUCAGUACACAAAAUUGAACACUUACCCACAGAGGAAUUGUUCAAGAAACUGGAAACGUUAGAGUGUCUGUUAGAUAACCAAAGAAAAUUUCUGGAGGACCAUGGUGUUAAGAUAAAAGAGAUAGAAAAUGUUAUUAAUAAACUUACCGCGGAGCACGAGGAGAAAGAGAAACAAACCGAGAAAGAUAUUCAGUCCAACCUGCAAGAUGUUGUGUUUGAUCUACUGGUUGGAUCAACCAACGAAGAUGACGAGCGGACCGAGUCAGGUGAUCCUUGGAGUAGACUUGAGCAUCACACAAGGAUUCUGAAAAAUCACGAAGAGCGGCUUGAGAGUAACAUCACCAAGAUCGAAAUUAUCAGAGAAAUGUUGGACGAGAAAAAAGGUGAAAGAGAACGCUCGUUGAAGCGGAAACUCAACGAAUACGAAGAACAGUUAAAGAAAAGAAGUGAAAGUUACGAAAAACUGAAAAGAGAGGUUGAGGAGCAGCUUCAAACACAGCAGCAACUUCAAGAUAACAUGUUAGCGGGGCUAAUUGUGGGUUUUGUGAUACUGGUGAUGAUCUGCAUGCUACCAAGAACCCUGUUGGUGUCAGGAUAGUAUGUUUCACAUUUUCUACGUUUUUAGGUGAUGCAAAUUUAACAAAUGUUCAGUUUCAACGUUUUCGCAAACCUUUGCAAAAGAAAAUAAUCAAUAUAUCUUUUACAAGUGUAAGAAUACCGUUUUAGAUAAUAUACUUGAUAAAGAAAAGUCAGCAUUCUCAUCUGUAUUGCAAAUCAUUCACGGCUUCAUUCUCAGUCCAUGCGCUGUUAGUCCUUAGUUCUCUCUCUCACUGAAUCCCCAUAAUGUCGGAAGCUUUCACGAGCUUUUGUUAAAUUUCGCCUCAAACUGAGCAACAGUUGUAAAAUGUAUAAAUAAACUGUAAAAUAAUAUAAAAUCUCCAGAAACUGUCAUUAAAAAAGAAAUUUAAUUAGUGUCCUCAGGAGUCUCUGAGUCUUGCAGUGUCCAUUUCAUUGAUGUAGCUACGGCCCUCUCUGGCUGGGGUCACCAUAGUCCAGUUCUGACCCUCCCUGUCACGUACCUCUCUCCCCAGGGUGUAGCGUUUCGUGACAGAGAGUGACUGGACUAGGGGUCCUAUGCUUUUGUUUCUUACCUCAUGGCAAGGGUCACUGGAAUACAACCACAGUUUUUUACUUGUCUUACAGGGCUAAAUUUGUUUUCAAAACGGCAUAACAGAAAAUUUUAAUCAGCUUUAUUGGGAAUGACAGAAAAUCGUCUGGAAAUGACAAAAGCUGAUCAGGAACUAAUUUAAAGUUCUGUUGUUGACAUAUUGUAAAAAAGUCACUCUGAUAAAAUCAUUUGAUGUGUACUCUGCUCAAGAAUUUAUUCAUUGCCUAAUUUAGCAGCUGGGUAUUCAUUUUAUUUUUGAUGUUUAAAGGAGGCUUAUUUGUGUUUUUUGAAAUAAACGUGUCUAGAAGUGAGAUCUUCCAUUUGAAGGAAUUGAACCCUGACAUGAAAGAAGCAAUUGUGACGCUAGGGAUACCAUUGAUUCUGCAAUGCAGGAUAAUGUCAAUUGAAGCCAGGGUUUUAAAUUUCUUUUUAUACGUUGUUCUUAUUUUGCAAACUGGGCACUUAUUGGAAUUGGUGCACUUAAACCAAGAGAACGAUUAUUAGUACAGGGGCACCUGGAGGAAUAGGGACACUUAUUUAGCACACACACACAGUCUCCUUUGCAGCCGUUAUUAGGGUCGUCACGCAACGCUUCUCCCCCACAGUGGGGAAGAAGCGUUGCGUGACGACCCUAAUAACGGCUGCGAAGGAGACUAACACACACACACACUAAAAAAUUAUUGGGACACUUACUAUGUGCCCCUCAACUAACUGUGAAUCUCACCAAGCAGAAAGAGAAGGGAAUCAAUAUCUUGCGGGGUACUUAAUAGGGCACAUAUUAGAAGUUAUUGACUAGUUAGGUUUUUUGACAAUGGAUUAAGCUAUAUUUCCUGAGAGUGAAUAGUCAAAAAGGUACAGCUGAUCCCUUUAUACGGGAAAAAAAAAAAA